Messenger RNA from Pungitius pungitius (ninespine stickleback), 960 nucleotides. It is a transcript of the gene psmb11b, whose product is annotated as proteasome 20S subunit beta 11b. NCBI's taxonomy places the organism in Eukaryota, Metazoa, Chordata, Actinopteri, Perciformes, Gasterosteidae. The record is from RefSeq and is a predicted model, not a curated record. The annotation marks the transcript as partial. The transcript has 2 exons. Gene Ontology annotation, cellular component: proteasome core complex.
AUGGCUUUACAGGACCUGUGCGACCUCCGGGACGUCUCAUUGGACAGUUCAACCACCGGAUGCUCUUCACAGCUUUUUGGGACGAACACCGGCUGGGACUGUGUGCGUGGUUCGCCCUUUGGCCACACCUCCAGCCAGUUUAAGUUCUACAUACCAGUCGCGGAAUACUUGGACGAGAGCCCGAUCCGGUUUGGACAGAUCCGCCCCGCCUCUUCUCGCGACUCCGUCCUGCAGCCCCCCUCCGGGCCCGCGGGUUUCCUUCCGGCCACCUCUCAGACCGUCCCUCUGCCCUUCCCCAUGUCCCACGGCACCACCACCCUGGCCUUCGUGUUUCAGGGCGGCGUCCUGGCCGCGGCGGACACUCGCUCCAGCUGCUCGGGUCUGGUGGCGUGCCCGGCCUCCCAGAAGAUCCUGCCCAUCCACAGCCACCUGGUGGGCACCACGUCGGGCACCUCGGCCGACUGCGCCCUGUGGAAGCGCAUCCUGUCCCGCGAGCUGCGGCUCUACCAGCUCCGCCACGGCCGCCGCCUGUCCACGAGCGGGGCGGCCAAGCUGCUCGCCCGCAUGCUCCACCCGUUCAAGGGGACGGAGCUGUGCGUGGCCGCCACGCUGUGCGGGUGGGACGGAGGGGAGGCCAAAGCUGAGGGCCAAAGGGCCUCUCCGAGCUCCUCCGGGCCCGGCCUGUGCUACGUGUGCAGCGAUGGCACCCGCCUGCAAGGGUCGCUCUUCUCCGUCGGCUCGGGGUCGCCCUACGCCUACUCCAUCUUGGACCAAGGGGUCCGAUGGGGGCUGACGGCGGAGGAGGCCACGUGCGUAGCCAGGGAGGCCGUGUACAGAGCCACGCACAGGGACGCGUGGUCGGGGAACUGCGUGGACGUCUAUCACGUCACCUCCAAAGGAUGGACCCGCAGGGGCAGAGAGGACCUGAAAGAGGAGUACUACCGGGAGAGAGGGAGGGAG